AUGUCGCACACACACACGGCCCACUGUAAAGUUGACCAUUAUUAUAAACUGGAAAAGAAAUAUAUGGACAUGAAGAGGCUAGUCAUGGAAAGAACUGAGGAGCUAAGAAGGAGAGACAAGAUAAUAGCAAUGUUGGAAAAUGAGAUCGACGAUCGAGACGUAACAAUUCGAUAUUUGAAAAACGAAAUCGAUAAAUUUCGACAAGUGGUCAAACCACUGACGAGACAAAUGAUAGACAUACAAAGGAAUGGAGUAGAAGUUGAGGAAGAGUGUUUAGUAAUUCGAUCGCCCGGUAUUGAAAACACGAGGAUAUUACCAUUAGGUGAACCAAGGUUAAAAAGGACAGCCAUAUCCGCUGAACCACUGUCGGCCUUUACUCAAGAUUGCGAAAUGAAAUUAGUUAAAAUAACGAAGAGUCCAAAAUCUCGGGAGUUAAUAAAGAGCGCGAUCUUGGACAACGAUUUCAUGAAAAAUUUGGAAAUGACACAGAUAAGAGAAAUUGUAGAUUGCAUGUAUCCAGUAGAGUACGCUGCUGGUAGUGUAAUUAUCAAGGAGGGAGAUGUUGGCAGCAUUGUCUACGUUAUGGAAGGUAAUCUUCGGUUCAGUUACGCUCACUCAGUGAACAAUCUCACCCACUCUGGCCUUAAUACUCAGUUGAGUACUGACUUACUUACGAAAUCUAAAUCCGGCCCAGAAGACGACUCUGCGCAAGAGCCGAUUUGGUAUUAUUAUAGAAAAUAUGGGGCAUUAGGUACCUUAGUUGGCCGAUAUCUUAAAUUGAACAAUUGA
Molecule: messenger RNA, 789 nt
Organism: Pieris macdunnoughi
Lineage: Eukaryota; Metazoa; Arthropoda; Insecta; Lepidoptera; Pieridae
Source: the annotation of a GenBank genome assembly